Myxocyprinus asiaticus (Chinese sucker) is the source of this 2172-nucleotide messenger RNA. RefSeq names its product cartilage-associated protein-like. The coding region runs from base 66 to 1250 and encodes 394 amino acids. The record is from RefSeq and is a predicted model, not a curated record. Gene Ontology annotation, biological process: peptidyl-proline hydroxylation to 3-hydroxy-L-proline; collagen fibril organization. NCBI's taxonomy places the organism in Eukaryota, Metazoa, Chordata, Actinopteri, Cypriniformes, Catostomidae. Gene Ontology annotation, cellular component: endoplasmic reticulum. Gene Ontology annotation, molecular function: collagen binding; protein binding. The transcript has 7 exons.
AGUUUGCUGACUUUGGGGACGUGGAGAGGUUGCAGGCGGGUCUUACUCCUUUCCUAAACGGGACCAUGGCCUCCUCAUCGCACUGCUUGAAGCUCGCGUUUCUUUUAUUCUGCUUUUCUUUUUGCGUUCUUGCACAGUAUGAGAAAUACAAUUUUCGCAGUUUCCCGCGGCACGAGCUGAUGCCCCUCGACUCGGCGUAUCGCCACGCAUUGGACCAGUACAACGAGGAAAAGUGGCCCGAGACUGUGGAGUUUCUGGAGGUGAGUCUCCGGCUGUACCGGCUGCUCAGAGACAGCGAGGCCUUCUGCAACCUCAACUGCAGCACGGUACGCCUCGACGACGAGACGCGCUUCGCAGAGUUCCCCGAGCUGCACGCCUUCGGUAAUGUGAUGAAGCGGGCGCAGUGUCUGAGGCGAUGUAAACAGGGGUUACCAGCCUUCAAACAGACGAUGCCCAGCCGUGAAACUAUCGAAGAGUUUGAGAAACGGGAACCCUACAAGUAUCUGCAGUUUGCCUACUUUAAAAGUGAUAAAUUGGCCAAGGCUGUAUCUGCUGCACACACUUUCCUCUUGAAGCAUCCAGAUGAUGAGAUGAUGCAGAGGAACAUGAACUAUUACAAGAGCUUACCUGGGUCUGAGGAACAUAUGAAAGACCUGGAGACCAAGUCAUAUGAGAUGCUGUUCAUUCGGGCCGUCCGGGCGUACAAUGGCGAUAACUUCAGAACAUCAGUGUCAGAUAUGGAGCUGGCACUGAGAGAUUUUUUCAAGGUGUUUGACGAGUGCAUCGCAGCUUCAGAGGGGUCCAGACAGAUCAAAGAGUUCAAAGACUUUUAUCCUUCCAUUGCAGAUCAUUACACUGAGGUUCUGGAGAGAAAGGUUCGCUGUGAGACUGAACUGACGCCAGUUGUUGGUGGAUUUGUUGUUGAGAAAUUUGUGGCAACCAUGUAUCACUAUCUCCAGUUUGCCUAUUACAAAUUGAAUGAUUUAAAGAAUGCUGUACCAUGUGUGGCCAGCUACAUGCUCUUUGAUCCCAAUGAUGAGGUGAUGAAGAAUAAUGUGGAGUAUUAUCAUUACCAUAGAGAUAAAUUUGGUCUCACCGAUGAGGACUUCUUGCCUAGAGUGGAGGCAGUUCGGUACCACAAUCAGACAACAUUACAGCUGCAGCUUCUGGAAUUUGCCAAACAGAAGCUCCUGCAGGAUGAUGAGGGUGAAGUUUUAGAGUUUCUUGAUGAAUUCCUUGAUGCUGAGUAAGACAAAUAUUGCAUGUGCACUGAAUAAAAAAAAUAUUAUUGAAGAGUGAAAAGGUCACAAAGGUAUUUUCCAUACUUUACCAUUGUCGCUCUUGUAUUUAUUUUGGGAUUGGUGAUUGACUGGAAGCGUUAGAAUCUUUUACAAGUACAUAUUGCACAUACAUCAAAAGCUCAAAAAGAUAAUGAUUAAUCUGAAUAUCAGUCACUGUCAACUCACUGUGAGAAAUCACUGCCAUGUUUUUAUUUGUUGGUUGGAUUGUUUUAAUAAAGGGUCUUUUGAUUGUUCUUUGCUUUCCAAUGCUGAUUUUAAACUAAUUUAAUAUAGAGUAUCCAAGUUUAGAUCAUUUUGGGAUGUCUCUGUACCAUCUAGUAUGGAAAGUGAGGAUAUUUGGGCAGACCUGAGCUACAAGAACUGAUUAAACACUGAAAAUGUUGUAUUCUUUGGCUGAUAAUUUCAGAUGCAGAUGUUAUUUUAAUAAAUAAUGUGAAUAAGAACAAUAAUGCCUAAAGUUCUGUAAUUAUGACUCAACAUGACCAAAAUAAUCAACAGUCAUAUUCUAUACCUUUCUUGUUGUAUUGUUUUAGUCAAUAUAUAUAUAUAUAUAUAUAUAUAAUUUAUUUAUUUAUUUUAUUUUUUUACCUGAAGUGGCAUGCAGUAAUAUUUUCAUCACUGGAUAAAAAAAGCUGCUUGUGGGUGUGCUUCAGUAUCUUUAUAAAAUCCUUGGCAUUUUGGAAGAAUAGAUUAGCAUUAAGACACCUUUGUCUUUGUCAAUUUUUUGACAAGCCUCACACAAUCUUUUUGUACCAAAUAAUGGCUUAAAUAUGUUGCUGAUAACUUCACAAAGGUUCAUUUGUCAAUAUUUCAAAAUAUGUGUGAAACAGAAUACAAUAAAAGUUUAGGAUGAUCGAUGAAAUCAUACAAA